Corythoichthys intestinalis (scribbled pipefish) is the source of this 6920-nucleotide messenger RNA. RefSeq names its product integrator complex subunit 4 (gene ints4). The transcript has 22 exons. Gene Ontology annotation, cellular component: integrator complex. Gene Ontology annotation, biological process: snRNA processing. Bases 2433 to 5333 code for a protein of 966 amino acids. Lineage: Eukaryota; Metazoa; Chordata; Actinopteri; Syngnathiformes; Syngnathidae. The record is from RefSeq and is a predicted model, not a curated record.
GAAAUGUCUCCAGGUCAACAGGAAGUAACCCUAAAAUGCCCCAAAAUCAACAGGAAGUGACAGUAAUCUACAGGAAGUCCGAGAUGCCUCAAAACCAACAGGAAGUGACCUUGAAAUGCUCCCAAAUCAACAGAAAUGACCCCAAAAACGCCCCCAAAUCAACAGGAAGUGGCCCGAUAUCAACAGGAAGUUACCCUGAAAUGCCCCAGCAGCAACAGGAAGUUACACCUAAUCUACAGGAAGUCCAAGAUCCCUCAAAAUCAACAGAAAGUGACCGUGAAAUAACCCCAAAUCAACAGUGGUGACCUUGAAAUGUCCCCAAAUCAACAGAACGUGACCCUUAAAUGCACCAACACGAACAGGAAGUAACACGAAAUCUACAUUGGGUCCGAAAUGCCUCAAAAUCAACAGGAAGUGAUUUUGCAACGCCUCCAAAACACCUGGAAGUGACUUUGAAAUGCCCCCAAACCAACAGAAGUGACCCUGAAAAGUCUCCAGGUCAACAGGAAGUGACCCUAAAAUGCCCCAAAAUCAAAAGGAAGUGACACGUAAUCUACAGGAAGUCCGAGAUGCCUCAAAAUCAACAAAAAGUGACCUCGAAAUCAUCCCAAAUCAACAGUAGUGAGCUUGAAAUGUCUCCAAAUCAACAGGAAGAGACCCUGAAAUGCCCAAACAUCAACAGGAAGUGUCACGUAAUCAACAGGAAGUGACUUUGAAAUCCCCCCAAAUCAACAGAAGUGACCCUGAAAUGCCCCAAAAUCAAAAGGAAAUGAUUUUGAAAUGUCCCCAUAGCAACAUCAAGUGACCCUAAAAUGCCCAAACAUCAACAGGAAGUGUCACGUAAUCUACAGGAAGUCCGAGAUGCCUCAAAAUCAACAGGACAUGACCUUGAAAUGCUCCCAAAUCAACAGAAGUGACCCUGAAAUGUCCCCAGGUCAACAAGAAGUGAGCCUGAAAUGCCCCAAAAUCAAAAGGAAAUGAUUUUGAAAUGUCCCCAUAGCAACAGAAAGUGACCCUGAAAUGCCCAAACAUCAACAGGAAGUGUCACGUAAUCUACAGGAAGUCCGAGAUGCCUCAGAACCAACAGGAAGUGACCUUGAAAUGCUCCCAAAUCAACAGAAAUGACCCCAAAAAUGCCCCCAAAUCAACAGGAAGUGACCCUGAAAUGCCCCAGCAGCAACAGGAAGUGACAUGACAAGAUGCCUCAAAAUCAACAGAGAGUGACCAUGAAAUAACCCCAAAAUCAACAGUGAUCUUGAAAUGUCCCCAAAUCAACAGAUCAUGACCCUGAAAUGCACCAACACGAACAGGAAGUGACACGUAAUCUACAUUAGGUCCGAAAUGCCUCAAAAUCAACAGGAAGUGAUUUUGCAACGCCUCCAAAACAACUGGAAGUGACUUUGAAAUGCCCCCAAACCAACUGAAGUGACCCUGAAAAGUCUCCAGGUCAACAGGAAGUGACCCUAAAAUGCCCCAAAAUCAAAAGGAAGUGACACGAAAUCUACAGGAAGUCCGAGAUGCCUCAAAAUCAACAAAAGGUGACCUCGAAAUCAUCCCAAAUCAACAGUAGUGAGCUUGAAAUGUCUCCAAAUCAACAGGAAAAGACCCUGAAAUGCCCAAACAUCAACAGGAAGUGUCACGUAAUCAACAGGAAGUGACCUUGAAAUCCCCCCAACUCAACAGAAGUGACCCUGAAAUGCCCCAAAAUCAAAAGGAAAUGAUUUUGAAAUGCCCAAACAUCAACAGGAAGUGUCACGUAAUCUACAGGAAAUCGGCGAUUCCUCAAAAUCAACAGGAACUGACCUUGAAAUGCCCCCAAAUCAACAAAAGUGACCCUGAAAUGUCCCAAAAUCAACAGGAAGUGACACGUUGUACAGGAAUUGACCCGAUGUGAACAGGGAGUGACCCUAAAAUGCCCCCAAAUCAACAGGAAGUGGCCUGAUAUCAACAGGAAGUGACCCUGAAAUCCCCCAACAUCAACAGGAAGUGACACGUAAUGUACAGGAAGUCAGAGAUGCCUCAAAAUCAGCAGAAAGUGACCAAAUAUAUCAACCAACACAGCAAAGCUACCAUCGCAACUUCUCCAUGAAUUGCAUUUCCACUUUUUUCAAUGUCAAAGAUUUAGACUUUAGACUUAGUGGCUGCCACCGACUGCCCCAGCUAGCUUCAAACGAAUUGGACGUCUACGACUGAUAAACUCAUUGAAAUUCACAGCUGAAAAACAAAUGGACGCCACAUGACUCGACGUCUAUCUUUAUCUUGAUCGGGAGCUUUUAAUUUAACUCGUUUUUAUCAACUUCGGCGGAUAGGACACAGCCUGUGUGAAUCGCGUUUCGAGCUUCUUGCCGUGGACGGAAAGCGCAGAGGGACAAACGCCUGCUCGGCGCAAGCUAAUUUAAGCUAAGCUAAGCUAAACGGUGCUUAGCGACGACAUGGCGGCGCAUUUAAAAAAGCGAGUUUACGAGGAAUUCUCCAGGGUGGUCCAGGUUCCCACUGAAGACGCCCCGUCUAAGAAGCUCCGUUUGUGUAAGCCCAGCAAGUCGGCGGCGCUGCACGUGGAUCUGUGUAAGGCAGCCAACGCUACCGACGCCUUGCACUUCCUGCUGCAGUUCGCACGCAAGCCCGUGGAGGCCGAGAGCGUGGAGGGCGUCGUCAGGAUCCUCCUGGAACAUUACUACAAGGAAAAGGACAAGUCAGUGCGUCUGAAGAUGGCCUCGCUGCUUGGCGUGCUGGCUACCACCGAGGGCUUCGCUCCCGACUGCAUCGUGGAGGAUCUGCUCGCCGUCGUCCACAACGAGAAAUCGCAUCAGGUUCUGGCACAGCUGCUGGACACGCUCUUAACGGUGGGCGCGCAGAGCCCGGCGGCGGCGCGGCGGCUGUCGGACGUGGCCCGCCGCCACCUGGCGGACGCCUCCUUCGUCGUCAGGAACAAGUGCCUGCAGCUGCUGGGACAUCUGGGUGGCGCCGCCGACGGCCCUAAGGCAGGCGAGGGCGAGGGGCCCGCCGCCUCCCCCGCCGGGGACGUCCCGAGCGUCAUCAGCGACUACUUUGGAGAUCGGGACCCCAGAGUGCGAGCCGCCGCCCUCAAAGCAAUGCUGCAGCUGCACGAGAGGGGACUGAAGAUCCAGGAAGGGAUUUACGAGCAGUCUUGCCGGCUGCUGGCGGACGACUACGAGCAAGUUCGCUCGGCCGCCGUUCAGAUGGUUUGGGUGCUCAGCGUCCUCUACCCCGAGAGCAUCGUGCCCAUCCCGUCAUCCAACGAAGAGAUCCGGCUGGCGGACGACGCCUUCGGGAAGAUCAGCCACAUGGUCGGCGACGGCUCGUGGAUGGUUCGCGUGCAAGCAGCCAAAACGCUGGGCUCCAUGUCACACGUCAGUCCUCACUUCCUGGAGCAGACACUGGACAAGAAGCUCAUGUCGGAUCUGCGGAGGAAGCGCACGGCCCACGAACGUGCCAAGGAACUCUUCGCGUCAGGCGAGUUCUCCAGCGGCAGGAAGUGGGCUGACGACGCCCCCAAAGAGAAAGUGGACACCAACACGGUCAACCUGAUCGCCUCGGGAGCUUGCGGAGCCUUUGUCCACGGCCUGGAGGAUGAGAUGUUCGAGGUGCGCAUCGCGGCGGUGGAGGCCGUGUGCCGGCUGGCCGGCUCGUCGCCGGGCUUCGCCGAAAAGUGCCUGGACUUCCUGGUGGAUAUGUUCAACGAUGAAAUCGAGGAGGUGCGGCUGCAGUCCAUCCACGUGCUGCGAGAGAUCUCUACGCACAUCACGCUAAGGGAGGACCAGCUGGACACGGUGCUGGCCGUACUAGAGGACUCGUCUCGCGAUAUCCGAGAGGCUUUGCACGAGCUCCUGUGCUACACCAACGUGUCCACCAAGGAGUGCGUCCAGCUGGCUCUGCUGGAGCUGCUCAAGAACCUCAACAAGUAUCCCGCUGACCGCAACUCUGUUUGGAAGUGUCUGAAGUUUUUGGGCGGGCGCCACCCCAUGCUGGUGUUGCCUCUGGUCCCAGAGCUCCUCAGCACGCACCCUUACUUUGACACCCCAGAACCUGACAUGGACGACCCGGCCUACAUUGCCGUUUUGGUGUUGGUGUUCAACGCCGCCAAGUCGUGUCCCACCAUGCCGGCGCUCUUCUCCGACCACACCUUCAGACACUACGCCUACCUCAGGGAUAGCCUCUCACACCUGGUGCCGCCUCUACGGUUGCCUGGCAGGAAGCAGGUCCACGGUUCGGACUCCAUCGACUCUCAGGGCGUGGAGUCUGCUCAGCUCUUCUUACGGCAAAGUCUGGAGAGGGUCGGCGCCAUUCAGAACCUGGAAGCGCCAGGAGCUCGGGACCUUCUGGUCUUUACCAUUCGGGAUUUGGAGAGACUGGGCCGGCUGCAGACGGAACUGGCCGGAGCCGCCGACUUCUGCGCCACUUACCUGCGCUGCCAGCUUCUCCUUAUCAAGGCGCUGCAAGAGAAGCUAUGGAAGACGGCGGUUCCCCUCUGCCCCCAGCAGAACGUGACGGCUGCGGCGGCUGCUCGGCAGGUUCUGGAGGAGAGCUACAAGUUGGAGUUCAUGUACAGCGGCCUUCAGAGCAGACAGCUGGCUGUCAUCCAUCACGUGCGCCUGCAGGCGCGGGCGCUCACGCUGGUCCUCACUGCUCGCGCCGCCCGCGGGGAGGAAGAUCUGCUUGCCGCUUGUGAAAAGUUCCUGCAGGAGCUGGACUCUUUCCACAGACUGUUUGCGGCCGAGCUGCCUCACAUGAGGGACGCUUUUGCCGAUCGGCUGGCGGAGGCGGCUCGCCGGCCGGCGGCCCGCAAGCCUUCCGAGCUGGUCCGUGUGCUCCAGACGGCGCUGAGGCAGAGCGCUCUGCCGCAGCUGACGCUUCCGCUUCAGAUACACCGAGCUGUGGCUAACAUCAUCGAGCCUACGGGAGAGUCGGACAACCCGGUCAAGUUCACUUCCGGCCUGGUGGUGGCGCUAGACGUGGACGCCACUCUGGAGCACGUCCGGGACCCCCACAACUCUGUCAAAGUGGAGGUGGUUUACCCCGACGGACAGAGUCACGUGAUCCAGCCGAAACCCGGAGACUUCCGCAAACCGGGACCGCAGCGCCACAGACUCAUCACGCAAAUCUACUUGUCGCACGGUGCCUGGACAGAACCUUGUCAUGUAGAAGUGCGCCUCCUGCUGGCCUACGGCUCCUCCUCCAUUCCCGGAGACCCCAAGCCGGCGUGGACUGACGGCCCGGACGGCUUCCCGCCACCGGAGGGCGGCACGGAGGGAACCAUCGCCUUCAGCGAACCGGUCAAAGUCUUCAUCAUGCCCAAACCCGCCAGACGCUAACACCUCAUGCCUGAUUACGGCUAACUAAAAUGAUUAUGUUAUUGAAUUUUUUUUUUUUUUUUUUUUUUUAAGUAAAAGUGAAAAGUACAAGCAAAGCGUAUUUUAUUCCUUAUUCAUUUUGGGGCGUUUUUCUUGUCACUUCCUGUUGAUAUCUGGUCUUUUUUUUAUUUUGGGGCAUUUUUGGGUCACUUCCUGUUAAUUUUAGGGCAUUUCCAGGUCAAUUUCUUUUGAUUUCGGUCACUUUAUGUUGAUUUCAGGGCAUUUCCAGGUCACUUCCUGUUGAUUUUAGGGCAUUUCCAGUUGACUCCCUGUUGAUUUUGGGCACUUCCUGUUAAUUAUAGGGCAUAUCUGGUUCAUUUCCUGUUAACUUUGGGGCACUUCUUGUUCAUUAGUCACUUCCUGUUGAUAUGUGGUCACUUCCUGUUAAUUUUAGGGCAUUUCCAGGUCACUUCCUAUCUCUCAUAUGACAUAAAUAUGUUACAGAAAGUAUUUCUGAACCCUUUUCAUUGGUUUAGGACAGAGGUGUCCAAACUUUUUGCCAGAUUUGGUGUGGCAAAAAUGUGGGGGGCCGACCUUGGCUGACGGCCUUAAUGUAGAACAAUAUAUUUAAGCAACUUUUAGCAAGCCAUUCUGUCUGUCACAUUUGCUUUAUUUUUUAUUUUUUUUAAUUAAUAAUUUCAACAAUCUCGCAACUAGCCUUUGUGGCGUUCUCUUUCGACUCUCGGGAUCUUGCGAAAUACUGCUGCAGUGAAAUUAAACUAGCUUCAAGUUGCUUCAAUUUCUCGCUGCGUAUCUUCCCUGUAAUCUUGUUGUACAUGUCAGCGUGUCUUGUUUGGUAAAAUCACCUCACAUUGAACUCUUUCACACUAGAAAACCCAGCAGAGGCCGACUCGGCCUUUCUCAAGACAAAUACUCCUAAUAUUCCCAAGCAAUGGCCGAUUUGGGCUCUCCUAAAAAAACUGAGAGGUGGCCAAAAUGACCCAAGUGCUUUUGAAUUAGCAAGUCGUUGUCAGACAGACAGCAACCAUUCAUGUGUAAAUGCAACCGCUAGACAUAAAUUGUGGUAGUAUGUGGCUCAAACGGAAGGGAACACACCACAGUUGCAUUUUUCAUGUGAUUGUGUCAGUUCAAGUGAAGUUACAUUUAUUUAUAGAGUUUAUCUUUUUACACAAUUUUUAACUCACUUCUCCUAUACUCCACACACAAAAAAACAGAAAAAAAUGGCCCAAAUGUGUACAUUGCUUUAAAAAAAAAAGUGUUUUAGAACUGCAAUUUAAAUGUAAAGCAGGAGUUGUUUCUAUAGAAGGACUGAAUCGGGCAUGGAUCAUGGAUUUAAAAUACACAUUUGGGCCAUUUUUUUUCCUUCUGUUUUGUGUGUGGAGUAUAGGAGAAGUGACUUAAAUGGUUAUUUAAAAAAAAGGGUAAAACUCCAUAAGUAAAUAUUGCUUGACUUGAACUGACACAAACUAUCACAUGAAUAGUUCAACCGGGGUGUGUUCCCCUCCGUUUGGGCCGCAUAACAACACAGUCUAUUUAUUAAGUCUGUGUGCAGGCCAGACGUUAUUGGUCUUAUGAUGGAGGCUGGGG